UACCUUUUUGUGCGUUCGCUAACUAUAAGAAAGUAGUUACUGAAUAAUAAUGAAUGCUGAUAUGCAAUAAAAUGCCUGCAACUGUCUUAUGUCACAGAUGAUAAAGACACGUUUAGCUUAACUUAUUAUUGCUUCUAGUAAUGCAGCUAUAAAUACGUAUGCCUAAUGUCCCUAUUCCGAAAACGCGAGAAGCCGGGUCUAUUUUAAUGAAUUAGCAAGUCCGGAGUAGCAGUACGUCCCGUUGACCCCAUGUUCGCGUAGACGCCGGCAAGUCGUCGUCCUGGCGAGAGUAGCGUCGCUCGCGACGCUUCAAACAGCUCGAUUUCGUGAAAUCGCGCCGAUCGUCGUACCGCUCUAACGUGAUCUCGCAAUUCCGCAUCAGACGUGUCGUUCGUUAACCUUUUCGCGCGUUUUAUAAUCCAGGUCCACGUGCGCCGUCGAUCACGAUGUCAAACGUACGAGCAUUGAUGCUCCCAGUCUUGGCUGCGGUAGGAACAAUAGUUGUUAUAGGAGUAGCAUUUAAAAUAUAUAAAUCCUGGAGUGAAAAGAAGAAAAAAUCUGCACCUAUACUGCUGGUUGAUCCAGUAGUCAAAUAUAGCCUGCCUCUAGUUCAAAAAGACAUAAUAAGCCAUGACACAAGAAAGUUCAGAUUUGGAUUACCAACGCCAGAUCAUGUUCUGGGUCUGCCCAUCGGUCAGCACGUGCAUUUAACAGCAAAAAUUGGAGAAGAGGUUGUAAUACGUUCUUAUACACCGGUUUCAAGUGACGACGAUCGAGGCUAUGUAGAUCUUGUGAUCAAGGUGUACUUCAAGAAUGUGCAUCCAAAAUUCCCUGAAGGAGGAAAAUUGUCUCAAUACUUGGAAGAAAUGAAAAUAGGGGACACUAUUGACUUCAGAGGUCCAUCUGGUAGACUGGUUUACAAAGGAAAUGGAAAAGUCGCUAUAAAACUCCUUAGAAAGGAACCACCUGUGGAAUAUAACGUUAAAAAGAUUGUCAUGCUCGCUGGUGGCACUGGUAUCACGCCGAUGUUGCAGCUUAUUCGCGCGAUAAUAAAGGAUCCCACUGAUGAAACUCAAACCUCUUUGCUAUUUGCCAAUCAAACGGAGAAAGACAUUUUACUGCGAGACGAAUUGGACGAUAUCGCCGAAAAAUAUCCGAACAAAUUGAAACUUUGGUAUACACUAGAUACAAGUAGUGAAGGUUGGCCGUAUAGUACAGGAUAUAUUAGUACUAAUAUGAUAAAGGAUCGUAUGUACCCACCAUCGUCAGAUACCAUUGUAUUGAUGUGCGGUCCACCGCCUAUGAUCAAUUUUGCUUGCUCUCCGAAUCUCGAUAAACUCGGCUACGAUCCUAAAUUGCGAUUUGCAUAUUAAUUUCUCGUUAAGAUCGUAGAUAGUUCGUGCAUCGCCGGAGUUUAUAUGCUUUUAGUACUUCAGUGAAAUUAAAGAUGAGCUUUUGAUGACUAAACGUAUAAUCGAUUUCACACAUUAAAGCAGGAUUUCGAAUAACAUGGUAGCAGUCAGAUUUAUCUAUGCAAAACUUUUUAUCAAAACUCGACCAUAAAGACAUAUACAGUAUUGAUUACCGAUUGUAAACUUAAGAAUUGAUGUAAUGCAGUUACAUGUAUAUAUUUAUUUACAUGAAUUCAAAAAUGUUUAUAGGACAAAGGCUAAGCUUUCCCUCUUUUCUUUUUUUAUUCUUGAAAUAUAGAUCGUGAUUCGCAAAUAGCAAGAUUCAUAGUGGGAUCAAUCUUAAAAAAGAUGGUUAAAAAUAAAUUUACGAAAUGAAUAUGUCUAUUUAUGUGAAAAAUAUACUUUAUUAAAUCCUUUAUCUAUAUACUGUUGUAUAGUUAGCCUGUGUAUAUAAAAAAUGGAUGAAUAAAGUAUAUUGCUAGGGAUAUUCAUGUACAAUAUUGUAUUUCAAAGCAUUUAUUGUUAUUGAAACUAAUAUGUUGUUAUAAAAAAUUCUGAAUACGUACAAUGUGCUACUUAUUUUGUAAUACCUUAUUUGCGAGAAAUCGUAAUAGAAUACAAUCCAUACAUGUAUGACGUAAUGUUUAAAAAAUGUGAUAGAAUAUAUUCUGUAAUUUCUUUAA
Molecule: messenger RNA, 2095 nt
Organism: Linepithema humile (Argentine ant)
Lineage: Eukaryota; Metazoa; Arthropoda; Insecta; Hymenoptera; Formicidae
Product: NADH-cytochrome b5 reductase 3
Molecular function (GO): FAD binding; oxidoreductase activity
Source: RefSeq, a predicted model, not a curated record